AAAUGAAGAGGUCUUAUAUAUGAAAAUUCCAGUUUCAGCUUGCAAGAGAGAUAGAAAGUUAGAUAGUAUAGAAGCUAGUAGAGAUUUUGGAGAUGUAAAAAUUGGUAUCAUAGAUAUAGAGGAGGCAGUAAUAUAUAGAGUAAUAAAAGAUAGAAAG
Scutellospora calospora is the source of this 157-nucleotide messenger RNA. NCBI's taxonomy places the organism in Eukaryota, Fungi, Glomeromycota, Glomeromycetes, Diversisporales, Gigasporaceae. The record is from the annotation of a GenBank genome assembly.